CAAUGAAGAAUACUCUUCAAAUUCUUGAUUAGCAGGGUGCUUCAACACCUUUGUUGGUGGGUUGAGACCUUUGUCAGUGGUAAUCUUUCAAUAGCAGCUACCCAUCUAUGCUGACCAAGAUUCCUAUAUUAUUUCUUACUAGAAACAAAACUCUCUGAGCCUAAAUAACUGUAUAUACUAUGAGAGCAGAAGUUCUGAAAACCAACUAGAGCUGAGUGCCUGGCCUGAAAAAGUAUGGAGCGGGAGGCAUUAAAAUGGGUGUCUCUGGGUUUAUACACCUGCUUUAUUCAAAUCAAAAAGCCUCACUCUAACCUGUUUUUACCAAAUGCAAAGAAUUGCAAGUAUGUAGAUCUACAGUAAUUGUGGGGACAGGGGAGUACAUACCUUUAAAAUGCAUGAAGUGGGGGAAAAGUUUCAAUACUUAUCUUCAUUAUCCCUUUAUCCUAAUAUUUGCUUUUUAGAGUUGAGUGUGCUUGACUCAAGCAGGAGUUAAUGGGCCUGUAAAGACACAGGAUUAAAUAUAGUAUGUGUAGAAGGGGUAGGUGAGAUUAUUUAUGUAUGUUCCAACAUGCUUUUUGUUUUACAGACAAUUCCCUGCCCUCCUCCCCCAAAAGAUUACAAUUUGAAGGCCAGAUUUGGAUGCCCUUAAAUGUAUGAAGUAAUAUUUUAAUGUCUCAAAGCAUUGUCUACGAAGGAGGUGAAAUGAUUUGCUUAAGGUCACCCAGCACAUCAAUGGCCGAGUAAAACCCGUGUUUCUGGGCAGUGCCCUCUCCAGUAGGCUAUGCUGCCUCUCCUGAACUGACCAAACUAGCACCCAUUUAGCAAACCAGCUUUAUCUAAAUUGACUUAUCCCACUUUGAUGCAGAAAAAAGGAUGUCCACACACAGGCUUGCACUAAAAUAACUUUUUAUGGGGUGUAAACUGGUUUAGCCCAAGCCUUAUUGGAUUUCUUUACUCUGAGAUUAGUUCUCUGCUCACAUUUCUGCAGUGGAAGUAUUCAAUGGCCUCAAUUUUGCAUGUGCUGCAAACCGUUCAUUACUCACGAAACUUUAGGAAAUGUUGCUUUGACUUUUAGGAUAAAAAAAUAAUUUGAUAUUAUACUCUGCUGAUGAAUUUCAAAAUUACAGUUAAAGCACAGAGUGGGAACGUGAAAAGCAGGCUUGGCCCAGAGCUGGGUGUAGAGGGGCAGGAUUUUCCCAUUUUCCCAUUUUGUGAGUUACAGGGAAACCAGUUUCAGACCAAGCAUUCUGCAUAGGGGACCGCCAGGAAACUGAAAGUAAGGAAAAACUAACAAGUGUCUCUCUGCCCCUGCUUUUAUAUUGAUCACAAAUGCAGGUGCCUUUGUGAUCAACACACACAUACACACACUUAAGUUUUCCAUUCUGGCUGGGUCACUUCCACUGACAUCUCAGUAACGGCACAGCCCACUUGCAUCAUAUUCCAAAUAAUAAAAAUAGUUUGUUUGUCCCUGGGAGUGCGGUUCUCCCCUUUCGCCCCUUCUCCACAACGCAUAUGGAUUUAUAGCACCAAGAGAAAAAGGUCUAGGAAUCUAUCCUGCCUCUCCCUCCGGCAACGCCCCUGAGCAAUGUAGCUGCACCGUGGUCUGGUAUUAACAAUGCGCCUUGGUUCUCGUUGGUACAAAUACAGACACCCGGUCCACGGGAGGAAUAAAAGUGUCGGACUCCAAUGUUAAUAGCAACACUACUUGCAACUGAUUCAAGUGAGAUGCAAAAGGAAUUCUGUUCUUAUACUACCCUGUACCACGUCAUUUCUGGCUGGAAGAGUUGAAGGGGGUGAUUUGGUUGCAGAUCUGCUUAUCAUCCCUUAGUGGACCCAUUCAAAACUCGGCCGUGGUUCUGGUACCCUGGGGCUAAAUCUUUGUACAGUGCGCUCCGGCCCGCUGCCCAACCUUGGACGCUCAAUCCAGUUUGUAAAUUUCCCCCCGGGCUGAUCGCAGUCUGUACUAGCCGCUGCCAGACUUGCUUCCUGGAAACGCUCCAACAGGAAGAGAAGUUGAAAACUGACACGUGGACUUUGUAUUGCAAAGAGACAAACUCCCCUCUGAAUCCCAAACCAGAUCAGCUCGGCUUUCGCAAAGUAACAGGCAGGGCUGCGGUGACAGGCAGGCAUUGCAUUCACUCCCUGUGAAUGAGCCUGGCUUUGCAUCUUUCCUUUAAGCAAGCACCUUCUAGGAGAGUAGGAAAUGUAACCCUGUUCUGGGGAUUUUUCCUGUCAUUGCUGUCUGCCCUUUUUGCAAUCACUCCAGCAUCCUUGCAAAAAGUGCCACAACCGCACGGUCUAUCCGUGUCAUUUUACUUAGUGAGUCGUCACCCUUUUGUAACAAAAAUAUUGAAUGGCUUCAAGUAUCGGUAGGAAUGGUGUUCAGGUGUAUAGUUCUGACCUGGUCUCGCUGCAUCAUCAUAGCCACCACUACCAUCAGCAGCAGCCUGUAAAGAAUACAUAUAAGGAAGGCACGAAAAAAGAUGGGACUGUGGAUUCCUAUUGGUCCAGGCCUGAAUCUCGAAUCUGGACUGUGAUGUUACUGCUUGGGACUUGUUUACUCUACUGUGCCAGGGUGACCAUGCCUAUCUGUGCUGUGGCCAUGAGCAGUCACUUCGACUGGGACAAGAAACAGUCCGGCAUUGUUUUGAGCAGCUUCUUCUGGGGCUACUGCUUAACUCAGAUCAUCGGCGGGCACCUCAGCGAUCGGAUCGGAGGAGAAAAAGUCCUCCUCCUCUCUGCAUCUGCCUGGGGUUUCAUCACCGCCAUCACUCCGCUGCUCACCUAUAUCAGUUCUGCCCACCUGAUUUUCAUGACAAUAGCUCGAUUCCUCAUGGGACUACUGCAAGGAGUGUACUUCCCUGCCUUGGCCAGCCUCUUUUCUCAGAAGGUCCGUGAGAGUGAGCGAGCUUUCACGUGCAGCACAGUAGGGACUGGCUCUCAGUUUGGGACGCUGGUGAUUGGUGGGGCAGGGUCCCUCCUUCUGGACUGGUAUGGCUGGGAAAGUGUCUUCUAUUUCUCUGGAUUACUCACUUUGCUCUGGGUUUACUGCAUGUGCAAAUACCUCCUGAAUGACAAAGAACUCAUCAUUUGCUUAGAACAUUUAGCAAAGGGCCUCUCGUUAUCCAAACAGACCAAAGUUCCCUGGAAGCAGUUAUUUAAAAAGGCCCCUAUCUGGGCUGUCAUAGUAGCUCAGCUUUCUUCGAGCAGCACAUUUUUCACCCUCCUCUCCUGGUUGCCAACUUUCUUUAAGGACACUUUUCCCGAGUCUAAGGGCUGGGUGUUUAACGUCGUGCCAUGGCUGGUUGCAAUCCCAACAAGUUUGUUUAGUGGAUUUCUGUCUGAUCACCUGAUCAAUCAGGGCUAUAAAACGAUCACCGUUCGUAAGUUCAUGCAGGUCAUCGGAUCAGGCGUCUCAAGCAUUUUUGCCUUGUGCAUGGGUCAGACAUCCAGUUUUUGCAAAGCUAUAGUAUUUGCAUCUGUCUCAAUUGGACUUCAGACCUUUAACCACAGUGGCAUUUCAGUCAACGUACAGGAUCUGGCUCCCUCGUGUGCUGGCUUGUUGUUUGGCAUUGGAAAUACAGGUGGAGCCCUAUUAGGUGUCGUUUGUGUGUAUUUAGCCGGUCAUCUGAUUGAAACCACUGGUUCUUGGGUUUCUGUUUUCAACCUUGUGGCUACAGUUAAUGCCCUGGGGCUCUGUACAUUCCUGAUCUUUGGAGAGGCCCGAAGGAUGGACACAGACUCUGCAUACAUAGAUCUAUAGUCGCUGUAAAGAUGAGUUCAGCAAAUGAAAUCUGUUGAAGGGUUUAGGACUGUAAUUUCUAUUGAUAGCUGUUGUGCAAAUGGUUGUUUGCAGAAGAGAUUAUUAUUAUUUUGUAGAAUUUAAAUAGAAAAAAAAUCUAUUGAGAGAAUAUUACGGGCCUGAACUAAACCCAGAGGAGGGAGGAAAUCCAGAGUUAAAACUUUGCUCAGGAAUGGCUGAUGAGUUAUAGAGCCUUUCAGCUCUAGGUCACCAGUUUGAAUUUGUAGCAGAGGGGUAGCCGUGUUAGUCUAGAUCUGUAAAAGCGGCAAAGAGUCCUGUGGCACCUUAUAGACUA
Molecule: messenger RNA, 4097 nt
Organism: Chrysemys picta bellii (western painted turtle)
Lineage: Eukaryota; Metazoa; Chordata; Testudines; Emydidae
Gene: SLC17A9
Product: solute carrier family 17 member 9
Biological process (GO): transmembrane transport
Cellular component (GO): membrane
Molecular function (GO): transmembrane transporter activity
Source: RefSeq, a predicted model, not a curated record